AUCAAUUGAAAAUGUCCAUUAGUAUCAGGCACCAAUCAAUUUAAAUUGGGUGAUUUGGGCUAAGUGAGGCUCCUGGAGUGCAUUGUUUGGAAUUUGAUGCGAUAGGGAUGAUGGUGAGUGUGAGAUGUUGGAGCAACUUGGCAGUAGCAGUAGAUCAAAAAGUGAUUUCAGUGAAGAUUAAGUAGCCGAUUUAUUGAAUGACAGGUGAGUAUCUUUUCUGGCAUGCCUAUAUAAGCUGUCAGUGAAGAUGAGUGUAGCUUUCUUGUGUCAAAAUUUAUUUCUUGCAUUAGAGACUGCCAUUUUUCCCCAUCAAAACGACAGCAGCUCUGUGAAAUCUCAACAGUCAAAUUAUCUCCUUAUUCCCAUCAUCUUUUUCACAUGCCCAUUGGUUUCCUGCUAAUCCUCCUGCCGUCAACUGCACAUAGGGUAAUUUACAGAUCCUUGUACCUGUCCAAGUGUCUUCUAAAUGGUAUUGUUCCUGCCUCAACUACCUCCUCAUUUCAGAUAGCCGCCACUCUUUGUGAAUAAUAAUUGAUUAUUUCGCAUAAAAGGCACAGGAAAUAAACCAACGGUCACUCAAUUAACGCUGAGGAGAAAUUAUGACAUUUUUCUGGGAGUAGCAAGUCAUUGGAACUCUUCAUUUUCCAAAAGAUGAAGAGAAUAUCUUCCAAAAGAUAUCGGGAAUUAUGGUGUUGACGAUACAAUCGGACUAGCCACGAUCUUAUUUUUUAACCUGUAUCCUAUUUCUGUUCCAAAUUUGGAUACCCAAAACGACUGUAAUUCAGCCUUAAUAUUACAUAAUUGCCAAGCGCGGAAAAGUAACUUUGCAACUUUACAGCGGAAAAGUAGCUACAAAGUGACGUGACAUGACACGUUGACAUCAGUUUCGAGACGCAUCGUAGAAACCGGCCCAUCGGCUCACCCAGUCCACGCCGAGGGACAAUUUACAGAAACCAAUUAACCUACAAACCUGCACGCCCUUGGGCUGUGGAACGAAACUGGAGCACCCGGAGAAAACUCAAGCAGUCGCAGAACGAUAAUGUAUACAUUUACCCCCAACAUAACAAUAACGAGAACUGAUACUACUGUUGAAAACCCUUACGUAAACUAUUAUCUAUAACUAAAAUUAAAAUUCGGUAAAGGGGAAACAAUUCUUUUGAGUUCCCUUUAAAGAUAAAAGCUUGAUUCGAGUGUGUAGGAAGGAAAUGCAAAUGUUAGUUUAAGCCGAAGAUAGACACAACAUUCUGGAGUAACUCAGCGGCUCAGGCAGCAUCUCUGGAGAGAAUAGGUGACGUUUCGGGUCUGAAGAAGGGUCUCCAGAGAUGCCGCUGAGUUACUCCAGCUUUUUGUGUCUAUAAACGAUUGAUUCGAAUCAGAAGCAAUAGUUUAGCAACACCCGUUGAAGCUAAAAUACAAACAGAAAACACUUCUGAAAAUCCAGUCUGAAGAAGGGUUUCGGCCCGAAACGUUGCCUAUUUCCUUCGCUCCAUAGAUGCUGCUGCACCCGCUGAGUUUCUCCAGCUUUUUUUGUGUAACAGAAAACACUUAACGGGUCAGACAGCAUUUAUGGAAAGAGAAGCAAAGCUAACGGUUCAGGUCCCAUGUCCCAGGCAGAUAUACAGCUUUCUAAAGAGACGAAGUGCUGGAUAAAUUCAGGGGGGGGGGUCAGGCGGCAUCCCUGGUGAUCAUGGACCCUUCUUCAGACUGGGUGCAGACCCGGAAUGUAACCUGCCCACGUUCUCCCAGAGAUGCUCAAACCACCUGAAUUUAUCCAUGUUUUCAGUUUUUUGUAAAGCAGCAUGUUGCAGUUCCUUGUUUCUGCGGCGUUCUGGUGCUCGUUUCCCCUCUGUCUCAUCUGUUAUUUAGCGACGAAUGGCUGCUCGACCCAAUCAGAGCGGCGGCUGAUGCGCCACUUCCACAGAGCGGGCCAAUCAAUGUAUUAAUAUUCAUUCAUUCCAUUGAUUGUAUCCGGUCAAAAUAAGGUGUAAAUAAAGUUGAGGUAACGGAGCACCGGUCAUCACCGCCGUCAGGUAUAAAUGACGAGAAGGACAUUCUUAGAAAAUACAACCGGUGGGAUUCACAGCCAAGAAGCAAAAAUGCAGCAGAACACUGAAGACUCAGCCAUCACAGCAGUGGUAACCUCACUGAAGAACUGUGGAAUUGGAGCUACAUCCAGUUGUCUUGCUACAGUUCUGACAUUCCCAAUCCACAAAACAAUCUUUCGACAGCAAAUCCAUGGCAUCAUUGUCCGAAAAGCAUUUGCUCAGCUGCGUCAGGAAGGCCUCCGCAGGUUUUACAGGGGACUUCUCCCUCCACUCCUGGCUAAAACAAUCCAAGGCACAUUGUUGUUUGGCACCUACGACAGCAUAAUUGGAAGCCUGAUGUCUGAGAAUACAAAUGUGUAUCGUCGUUGCAUUGCAGGAUCAUUAUCUGGAGCUGUGGAAGCCUUGGUGCUGACCCCAUUUGAACGUGUCCAAAAUAUCCUCCAAGACCACAGGAAAGAAGCAAAACUUCCCACUAUCCAAAGCAUUUUUAAGCAGUUCAAUUCCUAUAGCUUCCAAGAUAAGUUGCAACUUGGGUAUUACAGAGGCUUUCUCCCUGUUCUGUUGAGGAAUGGAAUAGGCAGUGCACUUUAUUUCUCAUUGAAGGACCCAAUUAAGAACGUACUCUUGAAAAAAGAUAUUCCCAGUGGGAUUUCUGCAUUUAUCUCUGGGAGUUUCAAUGGCAUGGUGGUGUGUUUCAUUUUAUACCCGCUCAGUGCGGUGAUUGCAAAUAUGCAGUCUCAGAUUGGCAAGGAGAAAAUUAACCUUAAGAAUUUUGUUAAAAACUUCUGGGCAUCUCGUGCCAAAAGUUUCUUGUAUGUUUACAGGGGUGGAUCCCUGAUUAUGCUGAGGUCCUGCAUAACAUGGGGAUUAACCACUGUUAUUCAUGAUUUUUUAAAACAAAUGCAAUCCUAAAAAGUAGAGAAUGUUAUACUUCACUUAUGCAGAUGAUACCAAGUUAGGACUAAAUUGGAAACAGAAAAUUACAAUGAUGUUCAGAAAUAUUUCAUCCAAAAUUUGAAUGGGCAAAAACUGAUGGCCGAUGCAUGGAUGAUUUUAAUCAGAUAUACGAAGACAGAUGUGGACACAAAAUGGUUCUAAUUUAUCUGCAACAUAAAAUUGUAAAACAAGUUAACAGCACCAGAAUAACAAAUACAUUUAUAUUCUGAGAUAUCAGAAUGAUGGACAAAAAUUGAUGCAUCAAGAUUUCCUGAUGUCCCUUUCUUAUCCUUGGCUCUAUUGUAGACCUGUUCCUUAGGAAUACAGGUUGAUUUUCCAUCACAAAAUAAACAGGAUGAACUUGAAUUUCUGUGGGCAGCCAAGUUUAAGGAGAGUACAUCAUAGUCAAAGGAUUUAGUGAAGUUGGAAAGGACGAUGCACAAUGGUGCGUGCUGCUUCCUGCAUUUCUCUUGUUAUCUCCCAACAAUGUAUUCUACCUCGCUUACUCUUCAACUCCCUGCUGAUUUCCCUGUCACUCACCUAUACUAAGAAUAGUUACAGUAGCAAGUGAACCUACCAGCACAUCUUUGGGAUGUGAGAGGAAGCCAGAGGGGAACCCAUGUGGUCAGCUGGAGAAUUGCAACCUCCAUACAGACACCUCCUGAAACUGGGAUCGUAACCAGGUCACCAGGGCUGUGCAGAAGCAGCACUAAAUGCAGUCGAUGAGGCUUCUUUAUGUUGAAAGUGCUAAUUCCUUAGCUUGAACAAUGUCUUAAAGGCAUGUACAUCAAUUACAGAAUCUCCCAUCACGUAGCACAACAUAGUGUAAAAUAUACAAACAGAUUAUUCCCAUUUUCACCACAGCACAGGCAUACUGUAUCACUUACUUCUAGAACCAUACAUCCAAUAGCAACUUUUGGCUCCAUGCAACCCAAUCAGGCUAGAGAUUGAUCUUCAUAUAACCAGGCAAGCUUUUAUAAACAUUGGCUCAGCUAUUCCUUGCAAGCUUAAAUUCCCACUUUUACUUUUGAUGCAAAGGUCCGCAUUUGAAAAUGCUUCUGCAAGGCUGCUGCCAGCUUUAUACAUAACCAGUUAUAGCUUAGGGUGUAGUCAACUCUUUCCAAUGAUUCCUGUGGAUCAAUAUUGCUAGACCUUCGAGAAAUCAUACACCUUUGGUUUUACCUUGCAAUUGUAUGUUGGCAAUGCCACAGAGAGCAUGACAUUAACAAUCAGGCCACUGAUACCUGAAAUGUGUUUAAAUACUUCUUCAGCCUAGCACUUUCUUCCUUCAAGUGAAGAAUCUCUAAAGCAAAUACUUUGGUGCCUAUAGCAAGAUCAGAUAUGAAUAUUAGCAGCAGAAAAGAAGCAGCCCAUUCAUUUCCUAUGCUUCGCUCUGUAUCUGAAUAUUUAUUUCACUCAGUCAGAUCAUAUUAUUUGCUCUCAAGUACAUCAUUGACAUUAGAAAUUCAGAGAAACUAUGAGAUAAACUAAACAAAAAAUAUCAAUAAUUUCAAGGAAUAUGCUUUUAAGUUAUAUGCUCAAAGGUUAUGGGGAGAAGCCUGGAGUAUGGGGUUGAAAAGGAAAAAUAGAUCAGCCACGACAGAGUAGACAAUGGGCUGAAUGGUCUAAUUCUAUUCAAAUGUCUUAUGGGUCUAAGUGCCUUUUCUGAUACCAUUGCAAUGUGGACAUAUAUACCUAACUGCUCUGUAUAGGAAAGAACUGCAGAUACUGGUUUAAUUCAAGCUGUGGAAUCCCCUACUCAGGGCUAUGAGAGACGCCCACUCAGUUGACAUUUUUAAACGGCAGCUAAAAACGUAUCUUUUUAAUCAAGCUUUUAACUGAUUUUACUUCCUUUGUCCUUUUACACUCUCAAUUUUAUAUUUUAUAUUUUUGUAUAAAUCUGUUUUUUAUUAACUGCAUAUGUUCUUACUGUUUUAAAUUGUAUUUUUGUUUAAACCUGUGCUUAUGAGGAAAGCACCUUAGGUUGCAUUCAAUUAUAUGAAAAGUACUAUACAAAUAAAGUUAUUAUUAGACACAAAAGACACAAAAUGCUGGAGUAACUUGUUAACCUAGUAUAAUUUACAAGAAAACUUCCACCACCAGGGCAAAACCUGGGGCGCUGCCAUCAGUCAUUAAUUCAUUCAUGCCACUGCCCACUGGUCGGUCUUCUCCAAGAUCUGUGCAAGGCAUUCAUUGAUGCUGGAAUUCCACUGUGGAAAUUUGAAAACGAAUCUCUCAGAGGUUUUAUAGAAAAAUACACAGAGGAACAUAUACCAUGCGAGUCACCAUUACAAAAAAAUGUUGACAGCAACUUCAACAUUGUUGUGCAGAAAAUUAAGAGAUGAAGUUGCAUGCAACAAAAAAUAGAUCUCAGUAGACGAGAUAACCGAUGCUGUGGGGAGAUACGUUACCAAUGUGGUCAUCGGUACACUGGAGGCAGGUCAACCAUCAAAGGAGUAUUUGUUGACAUCGGAAGUAUUGGAGAAGUCAAACAGCUCAACUAUUGCUUAGUUGUUUACAUCUUCACUUGCUGUACUUUAGCCAGAAGACAUAAAACACGAGCAUGUUCUUCUGUUUAUGACCUAAAGUUUUAUUCCCCAAAAUGUUGCAUUUGACAUGCUUAGCUCAAGGACCAUAGAAUUACCAGGCACAUAUGUAGCUUGUUUCCAAAUGUCGAUCGCCUAGUUCCCAAUGUCAAGAAAAUCUUCCUCAAAGCACCGUCACGUGUACAGUUGUUCAAGGUAAUGGCACCAGAGAUUCCGCUACCUCCUCAGCCCGUUUUGACUAUGUGGGGUACAUUACUCUCUGCUGUACUCUACUAUGCUGCAAAUUUUGAAAAGAUAAAAUAAAUCAUCAACUGUUUUGAAGAAGAAUCUGCUGCAGUCACGAUCGUCAGUGAUAU
Molecule: messenger RNA, 5883 nt
Organism: Leucoraja erinaceus (little skate)
Lineage: Eukaryota; Metazoa; Chordata; Chondrichthyes; Rajiformes; Rajidae
Product: solute carrier family 25 member 53-like
Source: RefSeq, a predicted model, not a curated record